Messenger RNA from Centropristis striata (black sea bass), 2240 nucleotides. Its product is annotated as NACHT, LRR and PYD domains-containing protein 1b allele 2-like. Gene Ontology annotation, biological process: regulation of apoptotic process. The transcript has a single exon. The coding region runs from base 1 to 1743 and encodes 580 amino acids. Lineage: Eukaryota; Metazoa; Chordata; Actinopteri; Perciformes; Serranidae. The record is from RefSeq and is a predicted model, not a curated record.
AUGGAGCUGUAUGCAACAGCUGCUCCUUCCUCCCUUCAACUCUCCACCAGCCAUGAAGAGGAUUCAGACUCUGCUGCAUUUUAUCACAGAGAAGAAGAAUCAGACGAGUCGUCUGAGAGCCUCUCGUUUGGCUGCACUGCCCAGAAAACUCUUCAUUCUCCUCCUUUAAAACAGCCUCACUUCCAGCUUCCAGCCCAAAAAGACACAGAUGAAGGAGGCCCCAGCUUUACUAUCUCUGGCUCCACUGUCAGUAUCCCCACCUGCUCUCAGUCCGUAGCUCCAACUGUUUCUCUUCCUCCAGAUCCACAAGACAGACCCCCAGUCAUCCAGGACUCAACAGUCGACACUGAAGGAAGCAGAACACAAGAUGUGUUGGAUCUUGUGUCUGAAAGUGAGCCAGGAGGUGACAGAGAGUCUCUGGUGGAAAUGGAAGUGAACUACUCCGUCACAAACACCACGCCAGCUUCUCUCCACCAAACCUCCUCAGAUCCUGGUUGGAGCAGAAGAAACUCCAGCUGCCUGUCUCGCUCUCACAGCACGCCUUCACUCAGUGACAUCACCUCUGCAGAGAACAAGACCUUUAGACGAGCUGGAAGCCUGCCUGACGUGCUGCUGAACACCAGCUGUGAGGAGUUUACACCUGAUAUCACUGCUGAUGAAGACCAUGAAAGCUACAGGUUCCAGAGCUCCUGCCCAGGCCUGUACCAGUGCAGUGUGACAGGCCUGGUGUUUCACAUGCAGGGAGAAGGGGACGUGGUUUACAGGACUGUCCCUUGGAACAGGAGGCUCCUGGCCCAGCAUCACAAGAAGCCUGCAGGACCCCUGUUUGACAUCACAUGUGUGCAGCAGUCUGUGUGUCAGCUUCAUCUCCCACACUGUGAGAUCCGCUCCACAGGCGGAUGUGAUUUCUUGUCAGUGGCUCAUGUGAACGAUGAGGGCGUCGAGUUUAUCGGUCCUCAUAAGAUAACAGAAACUCAUGUUAUUAUAAACAUCACAGGGUUUUCUGCUUUCGGUAAUGUGAAGGAUGAAGACUCACCACCUGAGCCGGUCCGAGCGCUGGUUCUGCUGUUCUACAGGCCUCCAGCUGAUCCGGAUCUUGAAUCCCUCCUCAAUGUGUUGUUGCUCCCGAGGAACGUCGUGCUCCAGGAUGUUCUGCGGACCAGGAAGAAGUUAGUUGGAGACGAGAGCUACAUGGAGACAUCCCCACACUGUAAACUGCUCCCAAAGCAGGAAUACACUCUGUCCACUUGUCCUGAAGACGACUCAGUUCUGGUCCAACCAACAGAAGCAGAGUUUGACUCUGACAACUACGACAACUACUUCCCAUCAUUCCAGGUGAACUGGGAAACAGUGCUGAAACAUAUGAAGCUGUGUUUGAGAGAGACCAACAGCUCUCACAGUGUCUGGGAAAGACGAGUCUGCCUUUCCUCCACUGGAGUAAGAAGGUGGUGUGGACCGAGCGCUCUGAAUCUCCCUCCUACUGAGAGGCUGUUGGAGAUACGGAGCCGCUUCAUCGAUGGGAUAUCAGGACCUGUUCUCAAAAGUCUGCUGGACAAACUGCUGGAGAAAAAGGUGAUGGCUGAUUCUGAGAGGGAGUCUGCAGACGUGAUGCAAAACAAAAGAGACAAAGCUCGUUUUGUUGUCGACACAGUGAGGAAGAAAGGUGAAGCUGCUAGUUCAGAGAUGAUUGAGUUCCUCUGUGAGGCCGACCCCUUCCUCUGUGAACAUCUGGGGCUGAUCUGAAGCUAAAUGAACAGGGAUGCAGGCAGGACUUUGAUCAACCUGUCCCCAAAUGCCCAGUUAGUUCAUCAACGUGUGUUUGUGUCCCAUCAAAUGUUAUGAAGUGUUUAGAGCAGAUAUGAAUGAUCAGAGCUGGAGAGUGUAAAAAGUGCAGCUGAUGAGAGUUUCCUGUUGAUGAUGCUGUGUGAACUGGUUCAUGUGGUUUCGGGGAAUUUCCCUCGUGUGUUUUUACAGACUGAAGGUGAGAGGAACCUUUGGUUAACAUGAGUUCCUGUUAACAGCUGAUGCUUCUCAUUUCACAGUAAACUAGCAGAUUAAUGUCGCUAACUGUUGUUCACAAAUCAGUCGUUGGAGUUUGUUCAGUUUUCAUGGAAAUGUCCAGUUUUCUGAGUCACUGGCAUGGCUGACUAGUCAGCAUUUAAUUUGGUUUUAAAUGUUAAAAUGUUAAUUUAAAAAAAUCUAUUUUCAUGUGAAGAAAUUACCUAAUAAUCUGGAGUAGU